AUGUUUCUCAUUUGCUCAGAAGGUCUUUCUAUACUUUUGCAAUAUGAAGAGGUUGUUGGGAGGUUGAAAUUAUUGGCUAUCUCAAGAACUGCUCCUACAAUUACACACUUACUCUUUGCAGAUGAUAGCCUGUUGUUCUGCCAAGCCAAUGAUAGGUCUUGUGGUGCUAUCAAAAGAGCUUUGGAUAUAUACCAUCGGGCUUUUGGACAACUCCUUAAUGAAGAUAAAUCGGUUAUGUCCUUCUCUCCAAAUACAACUAACAAUAUUAAACAUUCCUCCACUCAGAUUUUAGGUAUGUCUAUUAGUAAAUGCCAUGAGAAAUAUUUGGGGCUUCCUGCUUACUCUGAGCAAAACAAAAGUCAGUUGUUUGCUGAUAUUAAGGAUCGAAUUUGGAAAAUGUUGCAUGCUUGGAAUGAUAAACUAUUUUCCAUUGGGGGAAAAGAAGUGUUACUUAAAGCGGUGGUCAAAUCCAUUCCAACAUAUGCUAUGAGUUGCUUUAAGCUUUCAACCAAAUUCUGUAAGGAUAUAGACACAAUGAUGGCUCAGUUUGGUGGGGUACAACUUAUGAUAAGAAGCGCACUCACUGGAAGAAAUGGAAAUUUCUUUGCACUUCAAAAUUGGAAGGGGGUAGGAUCGGGCUCUCACAUUCGAACUGCUACUGAUCCGUGGAUUCUAGCACAAAACAUCUUCACACCAGUAAUGUUUACUGGUUUACCAGAUUCUCGAUCCAGAUAUCAGCUUGCAUACUCCUUAGCCGCUCAAGAAAACACAACAAGUUCUGAGUGUCAUGCAACCUGGUGGAAAUAUUUUUGGAGUUUAAAGUUACCUUCUAAGGUUAAGAUAUUUGCUUGGAGAGUUUUUCAUCACUCUAUACCAGUGGCUGCCAGUUUAGUUCAGAGGAAAAUAAUUGAUUCUAGCUCUUGUAGCUUAUGUACAUGUGCAUGGGAAUCGGUUGGACAUGCGCUUUUCAGUUGCAAACACGCUAAAUUGGUUUGGCGUUUCUCUGAUUUUUCUUUUGAUUUAGCAGCAGCUAACAUAAUGACUGCAGGGGAUUUUUUGAUGCACUUGUCAAAGUUAUACACUAAAUCGGAGCUUGAACAAAUAAUAUGUUUAAUGUGGUCUAUUUGGUCGAAUAGAAACAGUGUUGUGCAUCAAAAAUCUUCCAAGAAACCGGCUGAUAUUUUUGCUAGUUCUAUGGCUUACCUCAGCCAUUUCAAUCAAGUCUCACAUACACCCUCCAUUGUCCUCAAGGAUCAUGUGCUGUUACUUUGA
Cannabis sativa is the source of this 1272-nucleotide messenger RNA. RefSeq lists its product as uncharacterized. The coding region runs from base 1 to 1272 and encodes 423 amino acids. Lineage: Eukaryota; Viridiplantae; Streptophyta; Magnoliopsida; Rosales; Cannabaceae. The record is from RefSeq and is a predicted model, not a curated record. The transcript is spliced from 3 exons.